AUGGCGUCCAUGGUCAAGGGAACGGCUUUCAUCACCGGCGGGGCAUCGGGUAUUGGCAAGAGCACUGCAAUCGUCUUCGCGCAGAAUGGUAUCAGCACAUUGGCUCUGCUUGAUUUGAAUCUAUCAAUACUGCAAGCAACUCGUGAUGAAAUUCGGGCUCAGUUUCCACUUGUCACUAUUGAGAUUUUUGAAGUCAAUGUCGCAGAUGAAACAUCUGUCGAGGCAGUUGUAACCAAUGUAGUGAAUCAAUUUGGUAGUAUCGAAAUCGGUAUCAACUGUGCUGGUAUCAGCGGCACGCCGACUCCAACUCAUUUGAUGUCCCUGAUGGAGUGGCAGAAGGUAAUUGAUGUCAACCAAACCGGGGUGUGGAUUUGUCAAAGAGCUCUGAUCCGGCAGAUGUUGAAGCAAGAAUCGCGUGGUGUCCGCGAGGGUCGUGGUGUUAUUGUUAAUGUCUCGUCGAUGUUCGGGGUCGGCGGUCCUCCAGGACCUUUCAGUAUCCCGCACUAUACGGCAGCCAAACACGCGGUGGUCGGUGUCACAAAAAUGGAUGCCAAGGCGUAUGCCCGAGAAGGAAUUCGCAUCAAUGCCAUUUGUCCAGGAUUCGUUGACACGCCUAUUAUCGGCGAGCAGAUCAAAUCCGGAUCAAUGAAUCCUCAGUUCGAGAUGACACCUAUUGGGCGUCCAGCACAUGUGGAAGAGAUAUCUGAUGUGCUGCUUUUCCUCUCAUCCUCAAUGAGCAGCUACAUGUGCGGUGCGGCCCUGGUGGUUGAUGGAGGGUAUACCGUUUAG
Messenger RNA from Penicillium longicatenatum, 789 nucleotides. Its product is annotated as SDR family NAD(P)-dependent oxidoreductase. The record is from RefSeq and is a predicted model, not a curated record. The transcript has 5 exons. Lineage: Eukaryota; Fungi; Ascomycota; Eurotiomycetes; Eurotiales; Aspergillaceae. The coding region runs from base 1 to 789 and encodes 262 amino acids.